Vollenhovia emeryi is the source of this 1295-nucleotide messenger RNA. RefSeq names its product cuticle protein 16.5, isoform B-like. The record is from RefSeq and is a predicted model, not a curated record. Lineage: Eukaryota; Metazoa; Arthropoda; Insecta; Hymenoptera; Formicidae. The coding region runs from base 465 to 1295 and encodes 276 amino acids. The transcript has 2 exons.
AGUAGCAGGAUAAUCGAUGAAAACGAAAGUGCAGGAGCGUCGUGACGUUAUCAAUGCGCGUUCGCUUCAUUUGCGAAUAUUGUGCGUAUCUGUCGGAUGCUUAUUGCCGGAUCACCGAGAGCGAGGCGUAAUUAUCGGGCGAUCGGAGUGUCGUGCCCUCGACGUUCUCUAAUAAAACCGACAACCAGAUCUGAAUUUCGUGGGGAGCCACGCCCGUGCAACUCGCCCGUGUUCCCCCUCGAGCGACUGUCCUACCUCUCCUUUGCGCCUCCUUUCUUAAUCAUUUCCCACAAACAAGUCCCAUAUACCGCCUCCCUCUCCCAUCGGCCAUGCCCAAUCACCUCGAGCAAGGUAGAUGCCCAAAAUUCGAUUGAACCCCCUACGGCCUCACCCGCGUAUAAAUAGUGGCCGACAGCUACCAUUUCGGCAGAGACCCAGUAGUUGUUCCGCUUCAGACCAACAAAAUGGCAUUCAAGUUCGUAGUACUCGCAGCGUUCGUCGCUGCGGCCAGUGCCGGUGGACCGGCGGCCUACGACAUCGGCACGGUGUCCGCCGACCACGACAGCAUCGGCUACAGCCAGGAGUCGACGCAGAAGGGCUACGCCGGGCAGAACGUGGUGUCGACGUACAGCCGCGCCGAAGACUCGGCGCACUCGUCGGUACGCGUGAGCAACAGCCACGUGAGCAACGACGCCCUGCUGGAGCCGCACGCCAUCGGCUACGCCGGCUACGGCGGCUACGGCGGCUACAGCUACGCCGCGCCGGCCUUGGCCAAGCCCCUGAUCUCCGCGCAGCCGGUGCUCGCCAAAGCCGCUUACGCCGCGCCAGCCUUAGCGACGUACGCCGCUCACCCUGCCCCGGUCCUCGCUAAGGCCGCGUACGCCGCCGCACCCGCUUACGGCUACGGUUACGCCGCGCCCGCCGCCGCACAUGGUUACGGCUACGGUUACGCCGCGCCCGCCGCCUACGCCAGCUACGCCAGCCCGCUCCUGGCCAAGACCUACGCCGCCCCGGCGCCGCUCAUCGCCAAGACCGCCGCGUACACCACCUACGCCGCGCCGGCAACCCCCGUGAUCGCCAAGACCGCCUACGCCCCUUACGCCUCUUACGCCGCGCCGAUCGCCGCCGGCCCGGUCGUGACCAAGACCGCGAUCGCCGCCGCGCCGGCCCUCGCGUACGCCGCUCACGCCGCCCCGGUGAUCGCCAAGACCUACGCCGCCCCUUACUCGUACGAGACAGCCGCGCCCGUGGUCCACGCCACCUUCAGCGGCUUCGGCACCAGCUACGCCUGGUAA